Molecule: messenger RNA, 1269 nt
Organism: Mycena indigotica
Lineage: Eukaryota; Fungi; Basidiomycota; Agaricomycetes; Agaricales; Mycenaceae
Exons: 2
Coding region: 1-1269 (422 amino acids)
Biological process (GO): DNA replication initiation; mitotic DNA replication preinitiation complex assembly; double-strand break repair via break-induced replication
Cellular component (GO): DNA replication preinitiation complex
Molecular function (GO): single-stranded DNA binding; DNA replication origin binding
Source: RefSeq, a predicted model, not a curated record
AUGGAUCUCGCCUCGUUGAAGAAGGAGAUCAAGGAAUGGGAGCGCUCGUUCCGCGCUAAACAUGGACGCGACCCCACUGUCGAUGAAAUUAAGCAGCUCGGCUACGCCGACAAAUACAAGCAAUAUAAGAAACUCACUAAAGACGCGUCGAAUAAGGCCAAAUCGCGUCCUUUGCUUUCUCCUGCACGUCCAGCUCCGUCCAAAACGCAGCCACUACCAGGAUUCAACCCGUUCUCACCUCAGAAGAACAACAAGGGCAAACAGAAGGCGAUUGAAUUUAAGCUUCCGGCCCUUAAUCCCGACCCAUUUGACGACCCAUCCGUUCCAACCCCCAUUGCCCGUGCCCGCAAGCGGCUCCGUGGGGAGCCAGUCUCGCCUUCCCCAAACAAAGGCAAACGCCGACGCGUGGCACAGGAUAGCGAUGGCGAUGAAGACGAUUCAGCAGAGGCCAAUUCUUCCCUGGUCUUCGACUCUCCCGAAAAGCCAUCCGCAGGGUCCUUCAAGCUUCUGUUUGACGAGAAACCACAGAAGUUGAUAUUUCCGUCUUUACGAGGAAAGACAUUACUGUCGAGCCCUGUGCAGAACAUCUCUCUGCUUUCUCAAGACGCGAUGGAUAUCGACACCGCUGAGCCAUCAGAAAGGGACCCGUUCUUCAGCUCCCCCAAGAUUGCGUCGCCAAACCAGGAAAUGGUUGGAGACAUGCCACCACCACCCGUCAUUCUCCUCCCGCCUUCUCCACCACCCACCACGAAAAACUCCAGUCAGUCCCAAGGCUCCAAACCGCGCGGCAAAGCAUCGAAUACGGGCCGUCCGAAGAAGACUGAGAAAAAAAUUGUCUCCAGUGAUGAUGAAAGUGAAGCGGAAGCGCACAAAGUUCGCGUGUUCAGGCGUGCUGUGUCAAGACGGGCGGAUGACUUCGACAACGAAGAUGACGCGUUUCUGCGUCGGAGGAGGCCUCCUGAAUCAGACUUGCAGUCUACAGAGGCCGAAAGUACAACCAUCUCCCUGCCUGAUAAUCUUCGAGAGAUUCUUUCAUUAACCCCAAAUACUUCCACUUCCCGAACACGCGACGAUAAACUUGUCGUGGAGCAGCUUAUUUAUGGGGCCCACAGAAGUAAUUACGAUCCAAGUAAGGGUGGAGAAGUAUGGGGCGUUGGUGAAUUUGAGGGAGAACAGUUGGACGACAUGGCCCCGCGUAAUACUGACGCUGGAGAUGAGGAGGAUGACUGGGAAGGGGAAGGUGUUCCAUGGGAAGUCGGGGAGCUGUAA